Messenger RNA from Penicillium maclennaniae, 1176 nucleotides. Its product is annotated as CAZyme family GT90. The annotation marks the transcript as partial. NCBI's taxonomy places the organism in Eukaryota, Fungi, Ascomycota, Eurotiomycetes, Eurotiales, Aspergillaceae. The transcript has 2 exons. The record is from RefSeq and is a predicted model, not a curated record.
CUUUUCGUCUACUGGCGCCCAUUGUCCCAAGUCCGCAACGAAGGCCAAUUUUCCAGGGGCAAACCGCACGGGAAGUAUCAAUUCGACGGCGUAUGGAACUACGAGCGUGAUCGAGAUAAUCUGCUUCUCACACAAGGGCAAUGCGAUCAAGCGUUCCCCGAUUUAUUUGCGGAAAUCGAUCGGGCGAGUGAAGCGCGCUCUCUCAAUCCUAUUACCAUCAAGGAGCUCGAUUCGAUCACACCGCGAAAUGGUUAUAUUCGUGCGAUGAUCUAUGACCAACAAGUAAAGGGAUCUAUUUGGUCGCGCGAAAUCGCGACCCUCGCCGCUAUCAAUCGAGCACUCGUCUCUUCGCCCGAACCCCUCCCUAAUAUCGAAUUUGCCUUCAACACCGAUGAUAGAAUUGACGAAGUCGCCCUAUGGGGCUAUGCCCGACGCUCGGAAGAUGACUUGAUCUGGCUGAUUCCCGAUUUUGGAUAUUGGUCAUGGCCCGAGAUCAAAGCCGGUUCGACCAAAGAAGUCCUUCUGAAAGUCGAGAGCGCGGAAAAGCAAGACGGCGUGGAUUGGUCGUCAAAAGCCAAGCAGCUUCUGUGGCGUGGGGUCGCGCGUAUGGGGCCGGAGAUCCGUGACAAACUUCUCGAGGUGACAAGCGGGAAAUCUUGGGCUAAUGUGAAGGAGCUGGGAUGGGGCGACCCGGCCAGCAUGAAGAACGAUUACAAAACGAUGCCCCAGCACUGCGAGUAUCAAUACGUUGCGCAGACAGAAGGAAACACCUAUUCGGGUCGCCUCAAGUAUCUCCAAAUGUGCCGAAGCGUGGUGGUUUCGCAUAAGCUGAACUGGAUUCAGCACCACUACCACUUGAUGCGAGCUUCAGGAUCGGAGCAGAACUUCGUUGAGGUCGAGCGCGACUGGUCAGACCUGGAAGAUAAGAUGAACUGGCUGUUGGCUCACGAUGAGGACGCUCAGCGGAUUGCGGAUAACAAUGUGAAGACCUUCCGUGAGCGCUAUCUCACCCAGUCGGCAGAGGUGUGCUAUUGGCGUCGUUUGAUUCGACAAUGGGCCACGGUCAGUGACUUUCAACCAGAGUUCUACAAAGAAGACGAGAAUGGGCAGAAGGUGUGGCGAGGCUUGAGUUUUGAAAGCUUCAUGUUAAUGCGGGCAAUGGACUGGCAGACUUAG